Malassezia globosa CBS 7966 is the source of this 1650-nucleotide messenger RNA. RefSeq lists its product as uncharacterized. NCBI's taxonomy places the organism in Eukaryota, Fungi, Basidiomycota, Malasseziomycetes, Malasseziales, Malasseziaceae. The record is from RefSeq and is a predicted model, not a curated record. Bases 1 to 1650 code for a protein of 549 amino acids. Gene Ontology annotation, molecular function: RNA binding; U1 snRNP binding. The transcript has a single exon. Gene Ontology annotation, cellular component: nucleus. Gene Ontology annotation, biological process: mRNA processing.
AUGUACGCAGAUCGUGAAGAGGCAUUACGGCGCUCCCAAGUGUCGGAGAUUGCGGUACCGCCACCGACUGUGACAGCAGAAGAACGCGAGCGUCAAUUACAGGAAGAACUACGCCGGCGCGCAGCAGACUCGCGACGUGAUCCGCGUGAUCCCACGGGAAUGUAUGAUACAUACGCGCCAUCUUCAUCACCUGAUACACGACGUGCAUCGCGGAGGCGUGGUGAUGAUUAUGACGAUGAAAGGUAUUCGUAUCGGGCACCCAGAGGAUAUACUAGUACCGAUGGUCACUGGCGCGAAGAUGCAGGAGGGCGAGCUCUAUCCCCGUCAACAGGACCACGCCACCGCCGCGGUGGACGUCGGCAUGAGUAUGCAGACGAUGCGGUUAGAUCACGACGACGAAGUCGAAGUCCGCCAGGAGCACGUGGAUCACGCUUACCUCCUUAUGGUGCAGAGUAUGAGGUCAAGUCUGUGUUCUGCAGCGAGCUGGACUCGCGAGUAGGACAGUUUGACUUGGGCGACUUUUUCGAGAGCAACUUGGGUCCAGGGACCGUAGUGGAUGCACAACUUGGGUCGGAUGAUCGAACGGGCACAUCUCUAGGAAUCGGGUACGUGGAAUUAGCAAGUGCUGAGCUAGUUCCUCGCGCUCUUGAGCUUUCGGGAAAGCGUAUGUUUGGCUGGCCCAUCGCCGUGCAGCCAGCUGAUGCAGCUCGCAAAAAUCCCAUUGUUACUAUGUACGAGCCCCCUAGGUCAACAGGACCGACAUCUACGGCCGCGAUUCCCAGCACAUCGUCUCCAUCAUUGUCGGAGACGGCUUUCGUGUCGUCAUCCUCGUCUGUUUCUGCGCCAACAGGACCUAUUAUGCCGCCUUCAGCGCAUUCUGGUGCGACCGUAUCUGGUGGGGAUGCGAUGGGCGCAUCAGCAGUAACAGCGGACCCUGAGGCCCGACUAUAUGUGGGGAAUCUGCAUUAUGACAUUACGUCACAGCAUGUGCGUGUUGUGUUCGAACCAUUCGGCCACCUGGAUGAGGUGGAAGUCUGCUACAACCACAUGACAGGGAAAAGUAAAGGAUUCGCGUUUGUACAAUUCCGCAACGUGCACGAAGCGAAGCAGGCUAUGGAGCAAUUAAAUGGCUUUGAGCUUGCGGGACGUGCGAUGCGUGUGGGUCCUGUGAAUGCUCGAGGUCAAGGAAGCUCAGAACGUUCAGGAUCCGGUCGCUACGACGUUCCCGACAGCGACCAUGAUGCAGUGCCGAUGCCACCGCCUACUGGUGGAAGUGGCGAAAGUAGUGGCAGCGCGUCAGAUAAGCGUUUCGCCCUGAUGGAAAAACUCGCUCGCACAGACCCUGAGAACCAUGCUCAAAGAAGGCCAGCAUCCAUCCCCGAAGCAACAAGUGCGGCGAUCCUACUUCGUCACAUGUUUGACCCAGCUGAAGAGACAGAGCCUCAUUGGCACGUUGAUCUCCGCGAAGAUGUGCGUGCAGAAUGUGAGCGACACGGCACUGUGGAGUCGGUCUUCGUCGACACCUCAAGCCGCGAUGGCGAGGUCUAUGUGUGCUUCGCGACCACGGACGAUGCGCAGCGUGCACGCGCGAGUCUGCAGGGCCGCUUCUUCGGUGGAAAGCGUGUGGAAGCCAGCUUGUACGUAUCUUAG